This is a messenger RNA of Apis dorsata (giant honeybee), 1258 nucleotides long. Its product is annotated as odorant receptor 4-like. The record is from RefSeq and is a predicted model, not a curated record. The transcript has 4 exons. Gene Ontology annotation, molecular function: olfactory receptor activity; odorant binding. NCBI's taxonomy places the organism in Eukaryota, Metazoa, Arthropoda, Insecta, Hymenoptera, Apidae. Gene Ontology annotation, biological process: sensory perception of smell; detection of chemical stimulus involved in sensory perception of smell. Bases 38 to 1258 code for a protein of 406 amino acids. Gene Ontology annotation, cellular component: plasma membrane.
CAUUCAGUCGUUUCUCUGACUUCGUUGAGGAAACACGAUGGCAGACGAUAUUGUCGCGAUUCAGAAAAAGUUUGGUAGUUUAAACGAAUAUAGUAUACAAUUAAAUAGAUGGUUUUCAAAAACGAUAGGAGUAUGGCCUCUUCCAUCCUCUUCCUCAAAAUUCGAAAAGAUAAUAACGAAGAUUCUAAUUUUCCUCUAUUGGAUUAUCGUGCUAUUCAUUAUAAUAGCAAGUUUAUUACAUUUCAUUCUCGUGAAAGAAGAUAUAGUCUCGAAAUUAAAAACACUUGGCCCAAUAAGCUAUUGCUUCGGUGGAGGGCUCAAUUAUGCAGUAUUACUACUUCGUAAAAAUGAUAUACGUUAUUGUAUAGAUCACAUAGAAGCCGAUUGGAAAGUGAUCACGAGGAUGGGGGAUCGGCAAGUGAUGCUUAAAAGCGCGAAAAUUGGUCGCAUCAUUUCCGGUUGCAUCGCAGGCUUCAUGCAAAUUGGUACUCUUUGUUUUUGCACCAUUCUGGGAGUUUUUAAACGAACAAUCAAAAUCGGCAACGAUAGUAUGGAAAUAUAUGUCUUACCAUUUCCAACUUAUAAAAUUCCAGUUGAUACUAAUCCAGGGCAUGCCAUCAUUCUUGGUUUGCAAUAUCUGACGUCAUACAUAAUGAGUGCUACUGUUGUUAUCGCUUUCAGCCUUGCUACAGUAUUUGCAUGUCAUGCUAUUGGUCAGUUAACUAUAAUGGUAACGUGGAUUCAAGAAUUUGUAAAUCAGCCACAAAAAGAAAAUAAGAAUAUUCGCAUUGAUGAAAUAAGUGUAAUCAUCGAACAUCAUUUAAGAAUUCUAAGUUUCCUAGAACGUACUGAACAUCUAUUGAGCCCAAUAUGCUUCAUGGAAAUGUUCAAGAAUAUAUUGAGUAUAUGCAUGUUUAGCUAUUGCAUUCUUGCGGAAUGGUCUGAACAUGAUAUUAGGGUCCUUGGUAUAUAUGCUUUUGCAGUAAUAUGUAUAACUUUAAACACAUUUUUAAUAUGUUAUAUCGGUGAAGUAUUAACUGAAAGAUGUAAAGAAAUUCGUAACAUGGUUUACAUGACAAAUUGGUAUCGAUUACCUGAUAAAGAUAUUCUUAAUUUGAUAAUGAUUAUUACACGAUCUGGCGUGGAAUAUAAAAUGACUGCCGGAAAAAUAAUUGAUAUAUCGGUAAUCACAUUUGGUAAUAUUGUAAAAACUGUUUUUGUGUACUUAAAUAUAUUACGCCAAAUGACAAUAUUGUAA